GUGGGUGGCGCGAACAGCCGGUUCAUCCCGAGUGCAGCCUCUGUGAGGAAAACUGUCGCUCGCCCACCGCCAGUGGCCAGCUAUCAACAUGAGCGGCCUGGAUAGGGGCGAGAGGACCCCUCUGCCCGAAACCUGCAGCAUCACUAUUCCCGACAAUGCCCCAGGAGACCCGGACCGACACCACUGCCAGAGCCUCCGAGAGAAAACCGAGGCGACACAGGUGAUGGCGGAGACGGGUAAGGGCAACUUGAAGACCGUUGCGCUCCCACCGCCCCAGCUUCCAGAGAAGGGGGACGCACCCCGGGACCCCGCGGGCUGUGGCCAUACUUGCCAGAUCCGAGUCAGUGGGGCUCGCAGUCACCUAGCGACCAUAGAGGGGAAGGAAGAGGCUGCGCGUCCCACAGAGGGCCUGAAAGCAGCUUUUGCCUCAGUCUCAGUGGCAACUGAUGGCAGCCUGAAAAAUGACUGUCAGUGUGGAGAGCCUCGCGGCCCUGGUGGGAAGAAGGCCCUAGAAACCUGUGACGAAGGGAGGUCCGGGUCUGAGGUGAUAGUUGGGGCGAAGGCCAAGGAAAUGAAGCCUGAAAGGUGCGCCAUCUUCGCAGUAGCAGUGGAUGAGGAGAGGGCUGAGGUGGCGGUGGAGAGGAUGGAGAAGGAAGGAGUGAUGGAGGAGAAGGUAGUGGAGGAGGUGAUGAAGGUGGAAGAGAAGCCAGUAGGUGAAGAAAUGGAAGUGGUGGAAGAAAGUAGAGUGAUAGAGGAGGCAAGGCCCCGGCCCCUGAGUAGGGAUCUCCACAUGAACCCUCUGGAGGCCAUUCAGCAGGAGCUGGACACCGUAAAUGCUCAGGCUGACAGAGCCUUUCUGCAGCUGGAGCAGAAGUUUGGGCGGAUGCGUCGACACUACUUGGAGCGGAGGAACUAUAUCAUUCAGAAUAUCCCUGGCUUCUGGGCCGCCGCCUUUCGGAACCAUCCCCAGCUGUCCGCUAUGAUUAGGGGCCAAGAUGCAGAGAUGCUAAGGUACAUAACCAGUUUGGAGGUGAAGGAGCUCAAACACCCUAGGACGGGCUGCAAGUUCAAGUUCUUCUUCCGAAGAAACCCCUAUUUCAGGAAUAAGCUGAUUGUCAAGGAAUAUGAGGUCAGAUCCUCAGGCCGAGUGGUGUCUCUUUCCACUCCCAUCAUAUGGCGCAGAGGCCAUGAACCCCAGUCCUUCAUUCGCAGGAACCAAGACAUCAUCUGCAGCUUCUUCACCUGGUUUUCAGACCAUAGCCUUCCAGAGUCUGACAGGAUUGCUGAGAUUAUCAAAGAGGACCUGUGGCCAAAUCCACUGCAGUACUACUUGUUGCGUGAAGGGGCCCGUAGACCCAGGCUUCGCCCAAUAAGGGAGCCGGUGGAGAUCCCCAGGCCCUUUGGAUUCCAGUCUGGUUAACCUUUGCCCUUGGAAAUCCUCUAGCACAAGGUCCCCUACCACCUCCUUUGAGACCUGUGCUUGGGCAAUGGCAGGGGUAUGAUUUCUACUUUUUCUGUGCUGAUUUUCUGCAUCUUCCCUCUGGACAUUCAGUUCUCUCACCCUCAGGAUUCAGACUUCCAUGCUCCUCCACUUUCACAUGAUCUUUAUGCUGUUCACCUCACCUUGUAUAAACAUCACAUACUGCAUGGCCAUGGUUCACACCACUUGUAAGGCAAGCAAAUGAUGCUAUAAAUUACACUUUAUCUGCACUGCUUGGACCCUGUUUGUUUCCAGGGCCUCUGGUCUGGCUACUACCACCUGCAUUUCUACCUUUGGCUAGAAGCUCAUUCUACACACCUUGCUCUGCAUCUGGAAGUACAGGCACAUGGCCUGUGGACAAUUGCUGGGCAUUAAUAAUGUCAAGGGAGAGAAGCAGUGGCCCGCUCGGUUUAUGUGAUUUAUGUGACUCCAUUGUUCUUCCUACUCUUGUCACUUUCUCUUGCUACCUGCUUCUGGCUAUGCCUAGUCUCCUUGGCUGCUGCCUUCUGAAUGAACAUCUUCCAGACUCUCAUCAGCCUCACUGUCUGGUUUCUAGUAAACAAAGAUCUUCAAAACUGUUGGUGGACCCAGGUUUCCUGCCAUCACACAAAAGACACUUCAGUUCCUCAUACCUCCAACCCCCAGUCUCCCAGAAACCCUACUGACUCCCAGGCAAGUGGUUAGAGCCAUCCUCAACCAGUGAAUUCACAAAAACCUAGGUACUUUUGUUUGCCUCCCUUCCUAAUUCUGAACAUAGAUUAAGUUUCAGGGUAGCAGUAAACUUUUCUGUCUUAUCUCUCUCUUUAAAAGAAAAAAAAAGUGAUAGCUGAGAAACAUCUGCAAAAGCAGGCUUUUAGUUUAAUUUGGCUGUCUCAUUUCCAGAAAACAUUUCCUGUAAAAUAGACUGCCAGAGCUCUUACUGUUUCCUCUGCUCUUUUGCCAACUCCCCCACUCUCUCUUUUUAACAACACCUAGAGAGUUUAAAGAGAGACAUCUGAAUGGAAUGAAAGAUGAUUUCUAGUUUAGAAUGGAUGGAAAAA
Messenger RNA from Trichechus manatus latirostris (Florida manatee), 2520 nucleotides. RefSeq names its product TSPY like 1 (gene TSPYL1). The record is from RefSeq and is a predicted model, not a curated record. The transcript has a single exon. Gene Ontology annotation, cellular component: chromatin; nucleus. Gene Ontology annotation, molecular function: histone binding; chromatin binding. The coding region runs from base 89 to 1420 and encodes 443 amino acids. Gene Ontology annotation, biological process: nucleosome assembly. Lineage: Eukaryota; Metazoa; Chordata; Mammalia; Sirenia; Trichechidae.